This is a messenger RNA of Mercenaria mercenaria, 455 nucleotides long. RefSeq lists its product as uncharacterized. The record is from RefSeq and is a predicted model, not a curated record. The coding region runs from base 38 to 340 and encodes 100 amino acids. The transcript has 2 exons. NCBI's taxonomy places the organism in Eukaryota, Metazoa, Mollusca, Bivalvia, Venerida, Veneridae.
GUCUUUUGAAGUCUUCUGCCUGACUAAGACAACCACAAUGAAAUUCUACGCCGUUAUUCUCUUGCUGGUGGUAGUGUUUGUAGCUAACAGCGAUGCAUUCUGGAAGAAAAGAUGCAAGAAGUGUAAGUGGGGACGCGGAUACGGGGGAGGCGGCGGUGGCGGCGGAGGUGGAGGUUAUGGCGGAGGGUACGGCGGAGGGUAUGGUGGCGGUUAUGGUGGCGGAUACGGCGGAGGAUAUGGUGGCGGAUACGGCGGCGGAUACGGCGGAGGGUAUGGUGGCGGGUACGGCGGAGGUUAUGGUGGUGGUGGCGGUGGCGGCCGCGGCUGGAAGAAAUACUAAGUGACGAGUUGUCAGAUGCAGGCGAUGCGUUUUUCAACGACUGGCAAACGGAUAAGACACCUAACCGACACAUUGUUUUGAUGCUUUAAAAUGUUUAAUAAAUAGAUUCAGUUUA